AUGCUCGUCGCUGAGAUUCAGACAGCGAUGCUCACUUUGGCAAGCGAACAGCAGGUGCGACCGAAACGCCGUUCGAAAUUCAUUCGAAUUCCAAAGAAUAUUCGUCGAUUCAUCGACGAAGAGACAAAAUCGCUAAUCGACGGGCCCAGAGCACAAGAAGUUUUCAUCGAAUCGAGAGGUGGUGAAGUAUUGAUAUUUCGUGGUCCUUUAGAUCACGUUAUAAAACUUAAAGAAAAGAUCGACAACAUUAUUAAACGUGUGCAAGAGCAGGUUGUCGAGCGUCGCUUACGAUUUGCACUGGUCGAGUCCGAUUUCUUGCGUGCAAACAAUUACAAAGUAGCAUUAAGGAUGGAAGAAGAAACAAAUACAGUUAUUCGUUAUAUCAACGUUGAUUCGAAUGAUGAAAAGACCAAUUUCGUAAAAAUCAUUUUUCAAAAUAGUCGCGGUCAGACGAUAAUCGUCGAGAUAGGCGACAUUUCCAAGGUCGAACACGUCGACGCCAUCGUCAACGGAGCAAAUGGGUCUUUGGAGCACGCUGGCGGUGUUGCUAAAGCGAUUGCGAAAGCAGCUGGGCCCGCAUUGGAUCAAGAAUGCAAAGAAUUGAUUUCGAACAACGGCGACUUACCAAUUCCUGUUGGCCGAGCGGUGAAAACAACGGCCGGAAAUCUUCCAUUCAAAUGUGUUAUUCACGCAAUAAGUCCUCAUUACAGCGAUGGUUAUCAAAAUAAACAUCCGCUGCUAUUUGCCAGUGUCUUGUCAGCUUUAGAAGUCGCCGAAAGUGAAAGUUGCUCAAGCGUUGCUUUACCGGCCAUCGGUUCGAAAAUCAAGGGUUUUCCACUGGUCGUUUGUGCGAAUGUUGUCGUUCGGGCAAUAAAACAAUUUUUCGCCAAUUAUCCGCGAUCGAAGUUGAGGAACAUCGUUCUAAUCGAUGUCGACGAGGCAGUUUCAACUGCGUUUGAAUACGAGAUUCGCGUUGAUCACCGAACUCCACAUUUGAACAAUGACGACGACGACAUGAUGAACUGUCAAGCGGCCCCAUCCACGGUUAAAUGGUGUUGGCAAGAUAAGUCUGGUGAGAGAAUGUACAAUGAGGAUGAUACACGACAGAUCGAAAACGCAUUUCUACGAUUUCGAAAUUCAGAGAUACCGAAUGUACCCAACAACGUCCCUCACAGUACUAUUUGGAAUAUUUUUAGAAAGAAGGACGCCUGUGACACUUGUCAUGCAGAAUGUUUCAUUGAAAAUGUGAAACUGAGAUGUGAUAAUUUAAUGAGUGCCACUCUCGUUGACUAUGAGCUUCAUUUUAAUCGAGAUAAGAAGAAAAUCGUGAUCGAAGAUCCUGCUGCGCUGAAAAAUAGUUUCGUCGUUGGCUAUCAGCUCAGAAAGGACACGGGAAAAAAAUGCGACAUUAUUCGCCAUCCAGUUCAACAACAGGAAAGAACGGCGCCAGUGGUGAUGAGCCAAAAUCCGCUGGAUCUUUUUUAUUGCGUAUCAGAAAUAGGCGGAGGCGAGUGGAAUCUGUUUGGCCUUUGUCACCAAUCUGUACAAGAAGCCGAAGACAAAAUUCGCUUAGCCAUUGAGGAAGUCAAAGUUUCUGAGACAGUUUCGGUCAAGCUGGAUACAAAUCUCGAUCAGCACAAGAGUAAAAUCGCAGAAAUUGGGUAUCAACAGCGAAUUCAAAUCGAAUUUGAACCUGAAAGCACUGAACAACUUUCGAUGAUACUGAAAGGUUUGCGGGGAGGUGUGGCAGAAGCCAAAUUCAAAAUCUUUGACUACACUCAGAAUAUAUUAAGAAUGCAAAUCGGCAAUGAUGAAGAUUUAAGACUGCCAAGCGAAUGGAUCGAUCAACAAGAAGAAUGCCGAUUAGUUGAAAUCGGCAUGGAACGAUCCAAAUUUCAUGCGUAUCGAAACCCGAAUGAAGGAAACGAUACCCAAUAUUGA
Molecule: messenger RNA, 1941 nt
Organism: Rotaria socialis
Lineage: Eukaryota; Metazoa; Rotifera; Eurotatoria; Philodinida; Philodinidae
Source: the annotation of a GenBank genome assembly